GCCUCCCCCUCGUGGCCGCUGCCGUGCGGCCUGCGUCGCCUCCCGUAGUUAUCCGACCGGCUAUGGCCGCUCGUCUCCUGCGUGUCGCCUCCGCCACCCUCGGCGACGCAGCCGGCCGGUGGCUGCCCCUCGCCGGACCCCGCGCGGGAGCCGGCGGCCUCCGGGGGAGCCGGGGGCAGGGUGGGAGCGCCAGGCCGGGCCUGGGCGACGGCGCAGCUGUGGCGACGCGGACGCUGAGCGUGUCGGCGCGCGGGCGGAGCAGCUCAGAAGAUAAAAUAACAGUCCACUUUAUAAACCGUGAUGGUGAAACAUUAACAAGCAAAGGAAAAGUUGGUGACACUCUACUAGAUGUUGUGGUUGAAAAUAAUCUAGAUAUUGAUGGUUUUGGUGAGUAUGGAACAUUCUUUAAAAUUUAUAAGUGA
Physeter macrocephalus (sperm whale) is the source of this 422-nucleotide messenger RNA. Its product is annotated as adrenodoxin, mitochondrial-like. The coding region runs from base 63 to 422 and encodes 119 amino acids. The record is from RefSeq and is a predicted model, not a curated record. The transcript has a single exon. NCBI's taxonomy places the organism in Eukaryota, Metazoa, Chordata, Mammalia, Artiodactyla, Physeteridae.